This is a messenger RNA of Drosophila serrata, 3240 nucleotides long. It is a transcript of the gene Rox8, whose product is annotated as TIA1 cytotoxic granule associated RNA binding protein Rox8. The record is from RefSeq and is a predicted model, not a curated record. Gene Ontology annotation, molecular function: RNA binding. NCBI's taxonomy places the organism in Eukaryota, Metazoa, Arthropoda, Insecta, Diptera, Drosophilidae.
UUAAACCAGCAAACCCAACGAAAGUUGUGCAAAUUUAAUAAAAACCGGUGGCGGCUAACCUUGGCUGCAAAGUGAAGUGUGCGAAAAGAGUGCAGCGCAUGUAAAAUGCGCAUUGAUUCCCAGGGAUCAGCUUCGAAACCCAAAAACUGCAACAACUAAUCAAAGUUAACCUGCGAACUCUUAUAUAGCCAACUAAUUUUUGUACGACAACAAACCCCGAAACAUAGGAACCGUAGCAAACAACAGUAACUAAAGUAUUCAAAAAUACAUUUAUACAAUCCUGUAUAUUGAACGGACAACUUAUUUAUAAAGUGAAAAUCAAAGGAUCGACAAGCAGUACCAAGUACCCCAAAGGCACCCAGGGAAUCCCCAGAUCCAGAUUCAGUCCCCCAAAGGAAAACGGAGUUAUAUCCAUAUAAGCAUAGAUUGCGACAAAUCGUAUAUUCCAAAACACUCCAUUAGCAGUUAGUUAGGACAGAUAUAUUAAUACAUAUAUAUACAUAUAUACAAAAUUUUCAAUUAGGCGCCAGAUUAGAAACGAAAGCAAAGCAAUAUAAACGACGAACCUCAGAGAUACAGCAUAUAUAAUUAAUAUAAUCCAAAUACAAAAAAUCCCAGCCAAGUCGAGAGUGAGUUCGUAAUAUAGAGAAUACAGAGAGAUUCGAAAUUGUAGACCAGUUCUUUGUUAGCUCCUAGCGCACUCUUUAGCCCGCAAUCAACGUAUUUAAGCCCAUUUUGUAUAUGCAAGUUAUAAUCAACUAGGUAGGAACCCAACAAUACCGCACUCCCUCCGGUUCAUGCGGCCAUCAGUCUAAGAGCCGGAUCCUAGAAUAUAGAAAGUGUCGAGGGCAGCAGAGUGCAAGAACCUAGUGUAGAUCCCAGACAUCCGCCAGCCAUGGACGAGUCACAGCCGAAGACCCUUUAUGUGGGCAAUCUGGACAGCUCUGUGUCCGAGGACCUGCUCAUCGCUCUCUUUAGCAAAAUGGGCCCUGUCAAGAGCUGUAAAAUAAUCCGGGAGCCGGGCAACGAUCCCUACGCCUUCAUCGAAUAUUCCAACUAUCAGGCAGCCACCACAGCCCUGACCGCCAUGAACAAGCGCCUCUUCCUAGAGAAGGAAAUUAAGGUCAAUUGGGCCACCAGUCCCGGCAAUCAGCCCAAGACAGACAUCAGCUCGCACCAUCACAUAUUCGUGGGCGACCUUAGUCCCGAGAUCGAGACAGAGACGCUGCGGGAAGCAUUCGCCCCGUUCGGCGAGAUCUCGAACUGCCGCAUCGUGCGCGAUCCGCACACUAUGAAAUCCAAGGGCUAUGCCUUCGUUUCGUUUGUGAAGAAGGCGGAGGCGGAGAACGCCAUUCAGGCAAUGAACGGCCAGUGGAUUGGGUCGCGAUCGAUACGCACCAAUUGGUCCACGCGCAAGUUGCCGCCGCCGCGUGAACCGUCCAAGGGCGGUGGCCAGGGCGGCGGCAUGGGUGGUGGCCCCGGAGGCAACGGUUCCGGAGUGAAGGGAACCCAGCGGCACACCUUCGAGGAGGUGUACAAUCAAUCUAGCCCCACCAAUACUACCGUGUACUGUGGCGGCUUCCCGGCGAACGUCAUCAGUGACGAUCUGAUGCACAAGCACUUCGUCCAGUUCGGCCCUAUCCAAGACGUUCGCGUUUUCAAGGACAAGGGCUUCUCGUUCAUCAAGUUCGUUACCAAGGAGGCAGCGGCACGUGCCAUCGAGCACACGCACAACAGCGAGGUCCACGGAAACCUGGUUAAGUGCUUCUGGGGCAAGGAAAACGGCGGCGACAACUCGGCUAACAACCUCAAUGCCGCUGCCGCGGCAGCAGCCUCGGCCAACGUUGCGGCUGUUGCAGCGGCAAAUGCAGCGGCCGCCGCCGGAGCGGGCAUGCCCGGUCAGAUGAUGACGCAGCAACAGAUUGCCGCCGCCACUGGAGCGGCGAUACCCGGCCAAAUGAUGACUCCCCAGCUCGCAGCCGCAACAGCGGCGCAAUACCCUUAUGGCUACCAGCACAUGAGCUACUGGUAUCCCCCAGCGGCUUACCCCACAACCCAGAUGCAGGCGCAGUACAUGCAGCAGAGCUACUAUCCCUACGCCUACACCACCAGUGCUCAGCAAGCAGGAGGCGUGCCUGCCGGCUAUCGCAUGGUGCCCCCGAAUGUAGCAUGGGGCGUGCCCGGAACUGUGGUGCCCGGCGUAACGGCCGCCGCAGCAUCCGCGGCCGCAGCAGCGAAUGGUUCACUUGCCCCCCAAAUGAUGUACAGUGCUGCAAUGCCACAAUACCAGACCCAAUGAGCUGAGAUGUGACGCCAGCUUCGACGUCGUCUGCAGCAUCCGGGCAGUCGCCUCCAGCCGCAGCCACAACCGCCACAGCUGCCACAACUGCCCCAUCUGGCGCAGCUUCAGGAACUGCAAGCUUAUUACGCACGUUUAGGUUACCUAGAGUACAGGGUAGUCCCUGCCAAGGUGGAGCUGCCCCUCCUGGUUCUACCCGACAGCAACCACAUCAACAUCAUUGGCAGCAGAGAGGCGGCUGAAAAUUAAAUAUGGACGCACGUCCAUGUCGGUGUUGUGGCUACGGUUGCGAGUGAUUGUGUCGGACUGAAGCGAAAGAGUUGGCGGUGGUUCAGGUCAGGUCCCCCAGCCGAUGGUCGAGGCGGUGCGCGUGGAACUCUUCAAGUGAACCACGCUGGUAACAGCAAACUGAAACAUCAACUGAAAGCUCCGGGCGAUGGGCGGGUAGCUGUAACAAUCUAAUCCAAUCUUAAGUACGUGUUAAAAUAAUUUAAUGAUUUCUAGUUUAAGCAUAAAUAGGCGAUAUAAACGAGACGGAAACAAAAUAAACCGAAUGAAAACCUAUAAAACAACAAAAAAAAGAAAAAACAAGUGAGAAACAGACAGCAAAUAGAGAAAAGGCAAAAAAUACGCGACAACAGAACAGAGCAAGUUAAGAGUGGAACCCAACACAAUCGAAACCAGAACGUGACAAAGCAAAUUGUAAUUGUAACUAUGUGGAACAUGUGUCAACGAAGAAGGCAACGGAGGCGAGAAUUAGGAUGAAAGGAAAGCAGAGCAAAGGAAAGCCACAAGCAAGCCGAGAAAGCAAAACACACGCGAGUAAAAACAAAUUUAGUCAAUAAGAGAUUGUAAAUUUGGGCAUACAUAUUGUGUAUUUCCAAUGUGAAAAACGAAAUGCGAUAUAAAUAUGUAAAAUGUAAAAUAAAGAAACAAAAAAA